AUGAGAAAACGACGAUCAGACAAGAAUACUUGCUUUUUGGAUGAAGGAUUAGACGAUAGGAAGAGUAUAGUCUGAAAGAGGCGCAAAAUUCUGGCAAACAUUGACGCUAUAUGUCUGGCCGCAGUCCGACUCACAAUGGGUGGGGCAGGGCAUUUUGAAGGAAGCCAAUCUAAUAAUGCGGGAUUGAUCAAACUCUUGAAAGCCUCGUAGAGUUUAUACUUCUCAAACUGAUGCAACAUGAAGUCAAUUGGGAGAAUAUGACAGAAAUUUAUAAGAAAACUGGAAAUUCGAUCUAUUAGAAGAGGAGUUGAAAAGACCCCGGAAUUUUCAAUUUGUUCCAUAUUAUUCUUCCCCUUGUAGCUUUGGAAUAUUGGAGUAGGUUGGUAGUUAUUCAGCAUCUCAGAUAGGAGAGAAAAAAAUCGAUAUUGUUCCAGCAUGUGCUUGAGGGCAUCCGAGCCGACUACUUGUGUUCCUGUGCGAGAGUCAGUAUAAGAGGGCACGGGAUAACAGUUUGGGCCUUGGUGUCUUGGAAUGAUUGCAAUGAGGUUUGUAAGUAAAUGAACAGCUGCUGAUUUCGUUUUCGGGGAUUCAGCUGAACUGGUUAAUAUAAUAAAUGCCAUAUUCCAGGGAUCACAAGAUCUUUCUUGGAUAGCGGAAGGCAAGGAAACAAGUUGAGCGAGAAUGGUAAGUGACAAAAAGCGUACCUCGCUAUUUUUAUCCUUGGAAAUCAGUUCGAAAACCAAUGACGUAAGGCUCGAAUUUUCCAAGAAUUUACCUGAUUUCGUCCAGUUUUGGAAAGUUAAUAGUAACACAGCAUUAUGCAAAAGCUUCAAAGUAGGAUAAAGAAUUCCAUUAUGCGGGGGAAAACUUUGCUGAAGAUCCAAAAUUUUCUGAAUUAACUUCUCGAUAAGUUGGCAAAUUUCGGUGAAAACGGGUUCUGUUCGUUGCACACCAAGAAUCCAUGAAGGUCUCUGA
Rodentolepis nana is the source of this 975-nucleotide messenger RNA. Lineage: Eukaryota; Metazoa; Platyhelminthes; Cestoda; Cyclophyllidea; Hymenolepididae. The record is from the annotation of a GenBank genome assembly.